AUGGCUAUUAGAUAUUCUAUUCUAUUUCUAACACUUAUUCUAUACACAAUCAAUGGAAGUUUAACAACAUUUGACAAUAAAACAAAGAAAGUUAUGCUUUCAUCAACACAAAAUACAACAUCAAAACCGAAAAAAUUUCUUAAAUAUGCUAAUGAUGAUAAAUUAUCCGGAAUUCAAUAUAUGUCUGAAGUUGGUUCACGUUGUGCCGAAGAUGGAUUUUAUGCUGAUCGUGAUGAUUGUCGUAAAUUUCAUGUUUGUUAUGGUGGUACACAAUCAGUUCGUUGGUGUAAAGAUGGAAUGCUUUGGGAUGAAACUAAAAUUGGUUGUAGUUUACAAAGUAUUACACCAUGUGUUGGUAGUCGAAAAAAAUGGGGUUAUGAUGAAGUAACAACAACAAUGUCAACAACAACAACAACAAAUUCUCAAUUGAAUAAAGGUAAUUAUACAUGUCGACCGGGUGCAACAGGAUUUUUUGCUGAUCCAAGUUCAUGUUCAAUAUACCAUUGGUGUGUUUUGGGAGUACUUCAAUCAACACAUCGUUGUAAUGCGGGAUUACAUUUUUCACCAAGUUCUAAUGGAUGUUUAUGGCCAAAAGAUGCCGAAUGUGAAGGACAAAUUGCACCACCAUAUUCGCCAAUUGAAUGUACAUCAGGUAGUUCAGGUUAUUUUCCUGAUCCUUACGAUUGUUCGGUUUUUCAUUAUUGUGAUGGAGUGAAACCUCAAAGUGAUUCAUUACUUUGUUCAUCUGGUCUUAUUUGGAGUUCACGUUUGGAAAGUUGUGCUUGGCCUCAUGAAGUAACUGAAUGUCAAAAUUCAUGUCCACCAAAUUAUUCAAGUCAAAUGCGUUUUGCUGAUCCAGUUGUUUGUUCACAAUAUAUUCAAUGUGUUGAUGGUCAUUUAGAACAGCGAACAUGUUCAAAUAAACUUUUAUUUGAUCGUAUUACAAAAACAUGUAAACCAUAUGAACAAGCUGAAUGUCAUGGUGCUAAACCUGAACUUCCAUUAGUAACAUCAACAACAACUAUUGCACCAACUACAACUGCGGAUACUAUAUCAACUAAUCCAGGUUCAGCAGAAAUAAUUAAAAGACAACGUUCAACUCGAUUUAUUUGUGUUGCUGAUGGUUAUUUCGGUGACGUUAACGAUUGUCGCAUUUAUCAUGUAUGUGUCGAUGGACGUGAUUAUCGAUCAAUGUGUGCACCAGGUCUUGCAUGGGAGUCUUUAUUACGUUUAUGUAUGUCAGCUCAUCUUGUUGGUUGUCAAAGUUCAAAAUCAUUUGAGCCACUUUCAGGAUCGUCAAAUAAAAAAUGGCUUCAAUUAUAUACCCGCCCUUUUAUUAAAACAUCGACAACGACAACAACCACGACAACAACAACAUCAACAACACCAUCAUUACCAUUUGGAUUACCGUCGAUGUUUACAUGUGCUGGCCGUCCAAAUGGUUACUAUCCAGAUCCAGUACAUUGUCAUAAAUUUCAUUAUUGUGCAACAGGUUGGCAUAGUGUAAUGGAAUGCGAUAACGGUUUGGCAUACUCAACUCGAGAUAAUGAUUGUGUACCUGUUGACUUUGCUGAUUGUGGAAAGAAUAGUCUUGCUGCUUGUUCUGUGGUUGGUUUAGCAGCUUAUGUUGGCUAUAAAGCAGCUGGACCCAAUCAGACUUAUGCUCUUCAUAAUCGCCACCCGGAAUCAAAUGAUCAGAUUGAAAAAGUACUUGAAUCAUUACGUCUUGAUGAUGAUAAACUUCGUCAAAUAAUGCAAUUACUUGAACAAGAAAUGGAUGCAGGACUUUCCCCAGCAACUCAUAAAAGUGCGGAUGUUAAAAUGUUUCCUACUUAUGUUCGAAAUAUUGCUGACGGUACAGAAACAGGACAAGUUCUUGCAUUGGACUUAGGUGGAACCAAUUUUCGUGUUUUACUUGUCACUUUAUUACCACAAUCGCGAGUUGAUUUAACCUCAAAAAUAUUCGUUAUACCACAAUCAAUUAUGCUUGGUCCUGGUGUUAAUCUUUUUCGUCAUCUUGCUGAUUGUCUUUUGGAUUUUAUGAGAAAAGAAAAUCUUGUUAAAUCAGGUAUUCGUUAUCCAUUAGGAUUUACAUUUUCAUUUCCGUGUAAGCAAGAAGGUCUUGCAUCAGCACGAUUAACAUCUUGGACAAAAGGUUUUACAUGUUCCGGUGUGGUCAAUGAAGAUGUUGUUAAAAUGUUACAGACAGCAAUCGACGAAAAAAAUAUUAAUGUCCAAUGUGUCGCUCUUGUUAAUGACACGGUUGGCACCCUAAUGGCAUGCGCAUACAAAGAUCCCAAUACAGCAAUCGGUCUUAUUUUAGGUACCGGCACAAAUGCAUGUUAUAUGGAAAAAUUAGAUCGUGUCGGUACGUGGGAUGGAGAUUAUAAUGAACCAAAACAAGUCAUUAUUAAUAUGGAAUGGGGAGCGUUCGGAAACAAUAAUCGUUUAAAUCAUAUUCGAACAAAAUAUGAUGAAGAAGUUGAUUUAUCAUCAGUCAAUCCUAGCAAACAAAUAUUUGAAAAAAUGGUUAGUGGAAUGUAUAUGGGUGAGAUUGUUCGUUUAAUUAUACUUGAUUUAAUGCAACAAGAUUUAUUAUUUAUUGGUCAGCGUGAUGGUUAUGGUGAUUAUCGUACACCAUUAUUUACACGAGGUGGUUUUUAUACGAAAUUUGUUAGUACUGUCGAAACCGAUGAAGGAAUUGCAUUUGCAAAUACACGACGUGUUCUUGAAGAUAUGGGUAUUAGAAAUCCAACAUUCGAUGAUUGUGCUAUUAUACAACAUAUUUGCAAAAAUGUAUCCAAACGAGCAGCUAAGCUAGCUGGCGCAUGCCUCGCUGUAAUAAUCAAUCGAAUAAAUAAACCAAAUGUAACAGUUGGUGUGGAUGGUUCACUCUAUCGUUAUCAUCCAAGAUUUAAACGAAAUAUGGAAAAAUGUAUGAAAAAUCUCGUCAAUAAAAAUAUCAAAUUUAAAUUAACAUUAUCUGAUGAUGGUAGUGGUAAAGGAGCAGCUUUGAUUGCAAUUGUUGCUGAUCGUUUUCAAAAAAGUCAAUUAAAAUCGAUACCAAGCUUUGAUGACAAUGAUGAUGAAGAAGUUCAUACUCCGAUACAACCACCUCUAUCUAGCCCAAUAACAUUCAAUACUCAAUCUGCCACUAAUACACACAUCAGAACGCUACCUUAA
Molecule: messenger RNA, 3183 nt
Organism: Rotaria sp. Silwood2
Lineage: Eukaryota; Metazoa; Rotifera; Eurotatoria; Philodinida; Philodinidae
Source: the annotation of a GenBank genome assembly